Strongyloides ratti is the source of this 903-nucleotide messenger RNA. RefSeq lists its product as hypothetical. The record is from RefSeq and is a predicted model, not a curated record. Bases 1 to 903 code for a protein of 300 amino acids. The transcript has 2 exons. NCBI's taxonomy places the organism in Eukaryota, Metazoa, Nematoda, Chromadorea, Rhabditida, Strongyloididae.
AUGAAAUUCACAGUCGUUUUUUUACUUUUAUUUCUUGUUUAUUGUUAUGCUGGUAUCAGACGCUUAGACACAAAAGAUGAUGUUUCUCUUCGACUAGAAGCAAUGACAAAUAUAAUUGUUUAUGGAGUGGUAUAUUUUAUAGAUAAAAAUCGCACUUCAAUUUUCAACGAUACACAAGUUGAUAAUGUCAAAAUUAUUUGUCCAUAUUUAAAUAUGGAAAUUGUUGAUAUUAUAUGGCUACCCUAUCCAAUAAAUAUAUUUAUUAAUACAACAAUUAAUAAAAAAAAAGCUGAUAUAGAUAAAGAGUGGAAUUCAUUAAGUAAAAAAGUCAAUAGAUUACCUGUUACAGAAUACAAUAAGUUUGGUGGAAAAAUUUUGCACAUUAAAAAUUAUAUAAAAGAUGAGUGGGACAAUUUUAUUUUGAUUUGUCUUUAUCAAAAUUCAAAUUACAUUAAUUUAUUAAAAAGUACUAUUGAAAUGAUUAAAGAAUAUCAUAAUAAUAAAAAAUUAUUUUAUAAACAAUUUAAAAAAUUACUCCAAGAUUGGUAUUUCUCAGGAAGACUUGAUUUUAUUUUAAUUGUAGGUAAUAAAAAAAAUUUAAAGCAAUUAAAAGAUAAUUUAAAAAUAAAAAUAAUAAAAGAAUCUAUAACAACUCAAAAAACUCCAACAACAACAUUAAAAACUCUACAAUCAUCAGAUUCGUAUGAACAAUUGUAUGAGGAUAAAGAUGAAGACAAUUUAUUAAAUAUAUUUGAUGACGUAAAAUUUGGAGGAAUUUUAGUUUCAUUAAUGUGCAUUUUUGGAUUGGUGUCAUUAUGUAUUUUAAAUGAAUAUCAGUUUAGAAAAAACAAAAAAAAAAUAAAACAAUUAAGAGAUGAUCAAGAAAAAAGUACUUUUGUAUAA